AUGCUGCUAUCUCUGUUCAUCGUGCAGCUGCUCAUCGGUUUCGUUGAGUGCGACGACUUUUAUAGUCUGCUGGGAGUAGCACGAGAUGCGGAUAACAGGGCAAUUCGGCGAGCCUUUAAGAAACUGGCACUUACCAAACAUCCCGACAAGAAUCCUGAUGAUAAAAAUGCUCAUAAAGAAUUCGUAAAACUGAAUCGAGCAUACGAAGUACUGAUGGAUGAGGAAUUGAGGAAGAAAUACGACCAGUUCGGCGAGGCAGGCCUCAGCGAUGAUUUUCAUGGAGGCGCUCAGUAUCAGUCGUGGCAGUUUUACAGGGAUAAUUUUGGCAUCUACGAUGAGGACAAGGAAAUUGUGACGUUUUCGCGGUCGGAUUUCGAGAAGGUCGUCUCGGAGAGUGCUGAGACGUGGUUCAUCAAUUUCUACUCGACAUUCUGCUCGCACUGUCAUCAGCUUGCGCCAGUUGUCAGUUUUCCUCACACCACUACUGCUCUGUAUUUCUAG
This is a messenger RNA of Gongylonema pulchrum, 501 nucleotides long. The record is from the annotation of a GenBank genome assembly. Lineage: Eukaryota; Metazoa; Nematoda; Chromadorea; Rhabditida; Gongylonematidae.